Bacidia gigantensis is the source of this 1059-nucleotide messenger RNA. RefSeq lists its product as uncharacterized. The transcript has a single exon. Gene Ontology annotation, biological process: protein N-linked glycosylation. Lineage: Eukaryota; Fungi; Ascomycota; Lecanoromycetes; Lecanorales; Ramalinaceae. Gene Ontology annotation, cellular component: mannan polymerase complex. The coding region runs from base 1 to 1059 and encodes 352 amino acids. Gene Ontology annotation, molecular function: alpha-1,6-mannosyltransferase activity. The record is from RefSeq and is a predicted model, not a curated record.
AUGACCGCUAUCAGAGCUUCAACGUUUUUCAGAAGUCUGAUCAUUUUCUUCACAGUAUUAAUCGUCUGUGGCUCGUUCUUCGGGUCUCGACUUGGCUUGUUUGCCUCUCUUCGUCAGUCUGUGCGUUUUCGGCAAGGGGCACCUGCCCUUUCCACCUCAGAUGAGAAUCUCAUAGGCCGAGGCUGGCCUCAGAUCAUCUGGCAGACCAGUAAACGCCCUGAUUAUGAUCUCUAUAAAGAGGAGAGAGAGGUAUACAACACCUGGCGCUGGAAAAAUCCGGACUACCAGCAGGAGCUCAUGACGGAUGAGAAGAUGGAAGAGUACGUCAGAAAGCAGUACCCUGCAACCGACGUUGAGAAAGUGUACUUUGAGAUGCAGGACUAUAUCAUGCGCUCUGACUUGAUCCGAUACCUCAUUCUGUUGAAAGAUGGAGGUCUCUACAGUGACCUUGAUGUUGGAUGUGAGAAGCCCAUAAACCAAUGGUUACCCCUCGAUAUUGAAGAACAAGCUGGUGUCGUCCUUGGGGUAGAGGUUGACAACAAAUUUGGUCCUGAUGGCAGGACGUUUGAUGGUGGUGAAGAUCUUUUUGAAUUGGUCAACUGGACUAUAAUGACAAGACCUGGACAGCCCUUCAUGAGGUUUCUCGUAAAGAGAGUGAUAAAUAACGUGCGCAGGAUGACGAAAGCUCAAGAAAAUGUAGUUGGAGAUUUGGAGCAUAGCGUCCAGCAGGUGCUUGACACCACCGGGCCCGGCGCGCUCACGGCUGCAUUCUUCGAUUAUGCCUCAGAUAUCACUCGGAGCAAAGUCACAUAUCAGAAUUUUACGAAGAUGACGGAGCCAAGACUAGUCGGAGAAGUCGUGAUACUGCCAAUCUAUUCUUUUGGCGCCGGACACCAGGUUCAGUGGGGGGAUUCAAACCAGCGCCAGAGAAGGUUCUGGUCCAUCACUACUUCAAUGGUAGUUGGAAGGGGGAUCAUGCUUGGGUGCCUCCAUCGACAUCAAAGAAUGACGAAUUUGAUAAUGAUUGACGAGCAAUCCUGUAAAAGAGAUGCCACAUGA